CCCCGUGGACUCAAGUGUCAUUGUCUCUGCGUAACGAGCACAGCUACAUGCUCCCUCUAUCUGUGACCCUCGCCUCCAAGCCUGUCUUUAUACAUUCACACUUGAAGCUUCAGAUCUAUCAAUCCUGUUCUCUCAUCCGUAGUGGAACAAGAUUUGCUUGAAGAAGAGAUCUUUUUCCCACUUCCUGUGACAGUUUAUCAGAGAGAUCGCAUUGUAAAAUAAUAUCUGAACGUUCUUUCCAGUGUUAUAAUAGUAUAGGAGAGUAAAUGGCCUUGGUGACAACUGCUGAAGUAUGUGAUGCAAAUCCUCAAUUAAUUUUGAGUGGGGAGCUUCGUGCCCUUCAGCCAGUAUUUCAGAUGUACGGUCGUAGGCAGGUGUUUUCUGGACCUAUAGUUACCCUGAAGGUGUUUGAAGACAAUGUGUUGGUUCGUGAGUUCCUUGAAGAAAAAGGUAAUGGUAGAGUUCUUGUUGUGGAUGGAGGUGGGAGUUUGAGGUGUGCAAUAUUGGGAGGCAACCCUGUAGUACAAGCACAAAACAAUGGAUGGGCAGGUAUAGUUGUGAAUGGAUGCAUAAGAGAUGUGGAUGAGAUUAAUGGUUGUGAUAUUGGCGUGCGAGCUCUUGCUUCGCAUCCCAUGAAAGCCAACAAGAAAGGCAUGGGAGAAAAGAAUGUUCCUAUUACUAUUGCUGGCACGAGGAUCUGCGAUGGUGAAUGGCUUUAUGCAGACACUGACGGGAUUCUCAUCUCCCAGGCCGAGUUAGCGGUCUGAUUCCACUCCAUAACCAUGCUUUAAGCUGGGCCAGGGGCUGCUGUUGCUUUUUCUGCUGUACUUUUUUGGUCUUGUUCACCCAAGUGACCUUGAAAAAGUGAACUCUUACACGGCCACAAUAGAUUGAAGUAUUUCCGUCUUCUACCAUUGUGAUCUAUGGUUUUGAUUGGUGUUAUGAGAACCUGCCUUUAAAUUUAUGCUUGCUUGUUUUUUGAUUUGGUUCUAUGGAUUCUGAGAUCCAUCCUGUGCCAAUCAGAAUUGAUUUAUUAAAAUGACCCAAAAAUAAAAUACUAUUGGUAAUAUGCAACUGCGAAAAGAUCUGGGGCUGGAAACCAAUCAAAACAUUAAGCCAUGGUAAGUUGGUUGGAUGAUAUUACAGGAAUAAAGAGACUCCUUCCUUCAUUUGUCUCCACCAGUAAGCUAGAAAGCUUCAUGAAGCUGCCUGCCUUGAAGACACUUCAAGUAAAUCCCACAAAGUUGACUGUUAUGGUGGUCAACUAUGAAAUAGAAGUUGCGAGGAUGUUGUAAUAUGUUACUGUUUUUAUGUUCCUAACUAUUAAAUAGUGAGUGAUUGCAAUUCUCAAUGGUGGAUUCAUAACAGUCCUAAUCAUUUACCGAGAUUUUUUAGUUAUUUGAUUUGAUA
This is a messenger RNA of Prosopis cineraria, 1410 nucleotides long. Its product is annotated as putative 4-hydroxy-4-methyl-2-oxoglutarate aldolase 2. NCBI's taxonomy places the organism in Eukaryota, Viridiplantae, Streptophyta, Magnoliopsida, Fabales, Fabaceae. Gene Ontology annotation, biological process: regulation of RNA metabolic process. The record is from RefSeq and is a predicted model, not a curated record. Bases 267 to 767 code for a protein of 166 amino acids. The transcript is spliced from 3 exons. Gene Ontology annotation, molecular function: ribonuclease inhibitor activity.